This is a messenger RNA of Camponotus floridanus (Florida carpenter ant), 2062 nucleotides long. RefSeq names its product succinate-semialdehyde dehydrogenase [NADP(+)] GabD (gene Ssadh). Bases 192 to 1715 code for a protein of 507 amino acids. The transcript is spliced from 2 exons. Gene Ontology annotation, molecular function: succinate-semialdehyde dehydrogenase (NAD+) activity. NCBI's taxonomy places the organism in Eukaryota, Metazoa, Arthropoda, Insecta, Hymenoptera, Formicidae. The record is from RefSeq and is a predicted model, not a curated record.
GGACGCCAACGAGCCGGCAGCGAUCAACGAGCGCUUUAUAAAUCGAGUGUACAAGAAGUCGCGUCGCUUAUAUAAGUUCGUUCUGUCAAGCGUCACCUUUCAAUUGGCAACGGACGUCAAAUAAGCCAGCGACGAUCGUCGGAUUAACACUCCGCGUAUCCGAGAGGAUACAUCGUUUUCAAGAGGAAAACAUGUUUGCUAGAACAGGAUUAUUCCGAAGCUACCUGUCGCAUCUUGAGGCCUUGAACUACAGAGCCAUGCAUCUCUUGAGAAACAGUGCAUAUGUCAAUGGAAAUUGGAUAAGUGCCGCUAGCAAACAGACAUUUCCCGUUUGCAAUCCGGUUGACAAUGCUGUCAUCACUCGUGUUCCUGACAUGAACACUGCCGAUACUCAAGCAGCCAUCGACGCUGCUGCCAAAGCUUUCGAAUCGUUCAGCAAGACUACAGCCAAAGAGAGGAGCGACUUGCUUAGAAAUUGGUACAAUCUCAUGGUCAAACAUUCGGAGGACCUCGCCUGUAUCUUGACUAAAGAGAAUGGAAAGUCCCUCGCCGAGUCUAGGUCAGAGAUCAAGUAUGGAAGUGCCUUCGUGGAAUGGUUCUCGGAGGAAGCUAGAAGGAUAGACGGACAGAUUUUGCAGGCUCCUUUUCCCAAUAGAGAAUUAUUUUUAUUCAAGCAACCGGUCGGAGUAGCCGCUUUAAUCACCCCGUGGAACUUUCCACACGCUAUGAUCACUAGGAAGGCAGCCGCUGCCCUUGCUGCUGGCUGCACUUGCGUCGUGAAACCGUCCGAGGACACCCCGUUGUCUGCUCUGGCGCUAGCAGACCUAGCGGAACAGGCGGGCUUCCCCGCAGGGAUCCUGAACGUGCUCACCACGAGCGUGACAAACUCCCCUGCCGUUGGCCUGGAGCUGUGCGAGAAUCCCAAAGUAAGGGUGUUGUCGUUCACCGGUUCCACAGCCGUGGGGAAGAUCCUGUACAAGCAGUGCGCUUCGACCAUGAAACGACUCAGCCUCGAACUGGGCGGCAACGCGCCGUUCAUCGUGUUUAGAACCGCGAACGUCGACGUGGCUGUAAAUAGCGCCAUGGCAAGCAAAUUCCGCAAUACCGGCCAGACGUGCGUCUCGGCGAACAGAUUCUUCGUGGAGGACGACGUUUUCGACGAGUUCGUCGAGAAGUUUGUCCAGAGGAUCGACCAGGAAAUUAAGAUGGGCGAUGGCAGCAAAGAGGGUGUCACUCAUGGACCGCUCAUCAAGAAGAGCCAGUUAGACAUGGUGAACGGCUUGGUGAAGGAUGCGGUUCAGAAGGGGGCCAAGGUACAUUGCGGUGGUGGCCCAUUACCGGGUCUCGGUCCCCUAUUCUACGCACCUACCCUAUUAACUGGGGUGACUAGGGACAUGGAGGUGUACAAUAGGGAGAUCUUCGGGCCCAUAGCUGUCAUCAAUAAGUUUUGCAACGAGGAGGACGUGCUGAGACAAGCCAAUGACACGCCAGUUGGUUUGGCUGGAUACUUCUUCUCGCAGGACAUAUCCCAGAUAUUUAGAGUCGCGCGCAAGCUGGAGGUCGGCAUGGUGGGCGUCAACGAGGGAUUAAUUUCAUGCGCGGAGGCUGCCUUUGGUGGGGUGAAGGAAUCUGGCUUAGGAAGAGAAGGCUCUAGGCACGGAGUCGAAGAUUACGUCGAUAUCAAAUAUGUGUGCAUCGGCAACCUUAAGCGCUGAUUAUGAAAAGUUAGGGAUGUAAUAUGCAUUUUGAAUAGCAGCCAUUUGAUUAUUGAUAACAGAUGCUAUAAUUCAAUGCCAGACAAUAAUAGGCUAUACAAUUUAAUUAUAUAUCUUACAUAAGUAGAGAGGUAAAAACAGAGAUUUUAGGGUCUUCUAAACAUCUAAAUUCUAUAACUAGAGAUAUUUAAUAUUUUUUAUAUAAUGUUCCUAUUGUUUUGUUAACAUUUGUUUAUGCGCCAUAAUUUGCUGCAAGUUCCUAUUAUAAACAGUAGAAACAAUAUAUUUGAUCUAUUUUUGUAAAUUAAUUUCAAUUCAAGUAGCAUUAUUAGUAUCACAUACACUUU